AUGGCUGCUUCACCUGCAGAAAACGCCGAGUCAAGUGUCUAUACCACCGCCGCCCUCCCUCGUACAUUCACCACUGGCCGUGUCAGUGUCACCCUCGGGAUCUACAGCAACACCGGCUCCAGCACUCCAGAGUCUUGGCCAUUGCACACAAGCGUUGAUCUUUGCAGAUGCUCCAAGACACUGCACAUAUGGCAGGAGGUGCUUCCUCAAAUUGGUUUCCGAUAUCCAUUCGUCUUACAUGCGUUGCUGGGCCUUGCCGCUCUGCAUAUUGCUUACACUUCUCCAACUGAGCGAACUCAGAGUUGGCUAGUUGGCAUGUAUCAUCACAGCGAGGCCUCGACCGGAUUCCGGAAAGAACUUUGCACCAUCACUGAAGACAAUAGCGAAGCAUUAUUUACCUGGUCCAUAUGCAAUGUCCUAUAUGUCUUUGCUACAUCAAAUCCUCUUUACCAGGGUAUAGAUGGAGGCCCUACCGCGUUGACAUCGGCACAGAAGGAGAAGGUCUUAGGUACAGAAUGGAUUCCUAUGAUGCGCGGUUUACAAGCUGUGCUGCAGCCUACCCAUAAUUACUUACGAUUUGGGCGCAUGAAGGCCAUAAUGAGUACGGGGAACUGGGCUGAACUCAACCCAGAACAAGAAAGUCAGGACUCUGAAGAUGUCCACUUCUGCCACGCCCGCGAAUCUUGGAACGAAUCUGACCAUGCCGAGGUCUAUGAGGAGGCGCUUCAGGUCCUCCGGAAAUGCCGGCUUUACUCAUCGCAGUUCCGCGGAAUGGACUCUGAGACGAGAAGCAACUGGGGAUAUAACAAAGAGUGGUCUGCACCUCUGAUGUUUAUUCAUUUUGCACCCGAAUCCUAUUUCUCACUCCUGCGGCAGAGACAGCCGCCAGCUUUGAUCCUGUUUUCGCUCUUUGGAGCACUCCUGCAUAAGAUAAGGAAUUACUGGUUCUUGGAGGGCUGGGGCAAAGAGAUAGUGGAGGUAAUAGCAGAUAUCCUGGGGAGUUACUGGAGAGAAUGGCUGGUUGCUAGCCCAAAGAGGCUACCCAAAGCCUAUCAAUCUUCGCGAAUAAAUGAAGCGACAUACUCGAGACUAGCUUAG
Molecule: messenger RNA, 1098 nt
Organism: Fusarium subglutinans
Lineage: Eukaryota; Fungi; Ascomycota; Sordariomycetes; Hypocreales; Nectriaceae
Product: UPC2-like regulatory protein
Exons: 6
Coding region: 1-1098 (365 amino acids)
Biological process (GO): regulation of transcription by RNA polymerase II
Molecular function (GO): DNA-binding transcription activator activity, RNA polymerase II-specific
Source: RefSeq, a predicted model, not a curated record